Molecule: messenger RNA, 1338 nt
Organism: Nematocida minor
Lineage: Eukaryota; Fungi; Microsporidia
Exons: 1
Coding region: 1-1338 (445 amino acids)
Source: RefSeq, a predicted model, not a curated record
AUGUACAUCCGAGCAGGUGCAAUAGUUUCAUUUUUUAUUCUCAUUAUACUGUGUCUAGCCACGUUUAUAACACUGAAUGGCGUAUCAUAUACCCCAAUGAAUAAUUAUAUGAAUACUUCAGAAAUAGAGGAGAUGAGCAGAAGCACGUACAGACACAUUCCAAACCAGGAUAUUUUUAAAGCAAUAACCAAAAUACCGAAUGAUGAGUAUAUAAAUAGUAGAGCAUCUAGCAGUCUGCUUUUUACAUUGGAAGAUAUAGAGAACACUCCCAAAAAUAUAGUACACAAGAUAAAUAGGAGAAGUCCUGACAACACAGAUACAUUCUUGCUUCCUUUUUUUGCAAAUACCAAAGGGGUUGGCGAAGAUUCUGUGGUUACCUUUAUCACAGAGAAUGAAAAAGUAAAUGUGCACGGGGUGAUGUUUUCUGUUGCCAUGAAAAACACCAGAUUCACGGAGAAAGCAAUCAACUUAUAUCUUGAAAACAAUGACAGCAUAGGAAAAGCUGGAAUUAGAGACAACGACUAUCUGUACUUCGCGCUCGUGAAUUCGUCCAAGAACAUUAAGAAAAUAAAGAGAGAGCUGAUGGCAGCCCGUAAUGAUCUAAAUGCGUACAUCGAAAGAACAAAGGAGCUUGUGCUGAAAAAAGCCAUGGACAAAAUAGUAAUGAAAAUGGACCAGCUCAUUCAAUACAGAAUACAAGAAGCGGAGAACGUAAAAAUACACUUAAAGUCCAUACAGAGCGAGCUCAACGAAAAAAACAGAGGUUUUCUGGCUAAACUGUCCAGCUAUUUUGUGUUUCUGGAGAACAUGGAGUUAGGAGUGCCUCAAGCGGUAGAAGAAAUGGAAUACUUCUUGCAGAAUAUGGCAGAAGUAUUGAAAAUAUCUGGUGGUUCAAUACGCGAGAUGUUUAGGCAAUACACGUCAGAUUUUCAAGGCUUAUUGUGGUAUUUACAGCGCAAUAGAGAUAGGAUGUUUAAAAUCAGCAGUGUUCCUGACCUGUUUAAAGCUUCAGACAGCGCAAUAGGGCACUAUAUUACUCUUUUGAAAUUUUACAAUGAAAAAUGCGCUGACUUUGUCAACACUCACAAGAGAAAAGAUCUGAAAAAUAAAAAAGCGAACUAUACUAACACGCUAGGAUGGCUGGAUGAGCAAAUAUCCAGUAUAGACGACGGUUAUUUGGAUGAAAUCAUACAAGAGGUGAAGAAAGAGGUAACAAACGAGAUAGCUAAUAUGGAAGAUGAAGAGUUCAGCUCAAGCGCAAGUAAAAUAGCAGCGUACAUUCCACUUGUACUAUGCUUAGUUCCUCUAUACAUUCUUCUCUUCUUAAGUAUGUACUAA